GACCCCACCUCCGGCUUCGUCAAGUAUGUCGACGAAACCACCGCGAAAGCCGACGGACUCGCAAAGUACCAAAAUAACCAAGUCUACCUCGGCGUCGACACGUCCUCGAAAGACGCGAGCGGCGGCAGAGACAGCGUGCGACUCGAAUCAAAGACCGCGUUCAACAACGGACUGCUCAUCGGGGAUUUCGAGCACAUGCCCGGAGGCGCUUGUGGGAUUUGGCCAGCUUUCUGGGUCAUCAACAACGACGGCAAUCUGCCCUACACGGAAAUCGACAUCGUCGAGGGCGUCGCCCUGCAAGACCACGACGACAUCAGCAUGUACACGGGCCCGGCCUGCACCAUGGCCGUGCGCAACGCCGCCGAGCUCGGCACUGCGCCCUCCUUCGACUGCGCGCUCGCCGACGGCGGGUGCCACAUCACCGGGCCCACCGGCACCUUCGGCGACAGCUUCAACUCCCACAACGGCGGCGUGUGGGCGCUGCAGGUCGAGAGCGACGGGAUCCGCAUCUGGCAGUUCCCGCGCGACAGGAUCCCGGCUGACAUCACGGCGGGGAAUCCGGAGCCGAGCGGGUGGGGAAACGCGAUCUUGGACUGGCAGCCGGCGAGCUGUGACAUGGAGACUGCGUUUGCGUCGAUGACGACGGUGCUUAACAUCGAUCUUUGUGGGAGCAACUAUAGCGGCGGGGCGUGGGGAGAGGAGGAUUGGACGGGGUGCUAUGCGAGCACAAAGGUCGGGACGUGUGAGGCGUAUGUGAGGGAUAACCCGACUGCGUUUGCGGAUGCGUAUUUCCUGAUUAAUUCGGUCAAGUGGUAUCAG
Molecule: messenger RNA, 819 nt
Organism: Mytilinidion resinicola
Lineage: Eukaryota; Fungi; Ascomycota; Dothideomycetes; Mytilinidiales; Mytilinidiaceae
Exons: 2
Biological process (GO): glucan catabolic process
Molecular function (GO): hydrolase activity, hydrolyzing O-glycosyl compounds
Source: RefSeq, a predicted model, not a curated record